AUGAGUGCCGAAGAAGAGCAGUUCGAUGAUAGCAGCAUGGGUGGCCCUGGUGCCCCCACUCCGGUGUCUGCGCUUGAGGGAGUCAAUGGAUUGACUGCACGCGACAUCAAAUUGAUUGUUGAGGGCGGCUUCAAUACCGUAGAGUCAAUUGCCUAUACGCCACGGCGAGCGCUCGAGCAAAUAAAGGGCAUCUCAGAACAAAAGGCCUCAAAACUACUUGCAGAGGCCUCCAAACUUGUCCCUAUGGGCUUCACCACGGCUACCGAGAUGCACUCACGCCGCAGCGAACUGAUUUCGAUUACAACCGGCUCAAAGCAACUGGACACUCUUCUGGCAGGUGGAAUUGAGACUGGCUCGAUCACAGAGAUCUUUGGCGAGUUUCGAACGGGAAAGAGUCAGAUUUGUCAUACACUUGCCGUUACCUGCCAGCUGCCGUUCGACAUGGGCGGUGGUGAGGGCAAAUGCCUAUACAUCGACACUGAGGGCACCUUCCGACCAGUACGAUGUUUGGCUGUGGCAAAUCGAUUCGGACUUUCAGGAGAAGAAGUUCUAGACAAUGUUGCUUACGCGCGCGCAUACAACUCUGAUCACCAGCUGGAGCUUCUCAACCAGGCCGCCCAGAUGAUGACGGAGACACGAUUCUCAUUGCUCGUCGUCGACUCUGCCACCGCACUAUAUCGAACGGAUUUUGCAGGGCGUGGAGAGCUUUCGGCUAGGCAAACACAUUUGGCCAAGUUCAUGCGCACGCUACAACGGCUUGCGGAUGAGUUUGGUAUUGCCGUCGUAAUCACCAACCAAGUCGUUGCACAAGUGGAUGGUGGGCCAAGUGCCAUGUUCAACCCAGAUCCGAAGAAACCUAUCGGAGGAAACAUCAUUGCGCACGCAAGUACGACGCGCCUCAGCUUGAGGAAGGGCAGGGGAGAAACGCGUGUUUGCAAGAUCUACGACAGCCCAUGUCUGCCAGAGAGCGAUUGCCUGUUCGCCAUCAACGAAGACGGCAUUGGCGAUCCCAAGGAGAAGGACCUCGAGGAGAGGGCCAAUAGGUGA
Alternaria arborescens is the source of this 1047-nucleotide messenger RNA. RefSeq names its product DNA repair protein. The transcript is spliced from 4 exons. NCBI's taxonomy places the organism in Eukaryota, Fungi, Ascomycota, Dothideomycetes, Pleosporales, Pleosporaceae. Gene Ontology annotation, molecular function: double-stranded DNA binding; ATP binding; ATP hydrolysis activity. Gene Ontology annotation, cellular component: condensed nuclear chromosome. The record is from RefSeq and is a predicted model, not a curated record. Gene Ontology annotation, biological process: DNA strand invasion; mitotic recombination; double-strand break repair via homologous recombination. Bases 1 to 1047 code for a protein of 348 amino acids.